AUGACAAAUUUAAUUCAAGAAGGUUCAAAAGUUAUACUUUAUUUAGGAUAUAAUAAUUUACAUGUUAUUAAAGCAAAAGCAAAUGAAGUCUAUCAAACAAAAUUUGGUGCUUUAAAACAUAAUGAUUUAAUUGGAAAAGAAUUUGGAAGUAAAAUCAUAUGUACAAAAGGUUAUGUUCAUGCAUUAUCAGUUAUACCAGAAUUAUGGACAUUGGCAUUACCACAUCGUACACAAAUUCUUUAUAUGGCUGAUAUUAGUUUAAUUCUACUUGAAUUAGAUAUUAAACCAGGUUCAAUUGUUAUUGAAGCAGGAACUGGUAGUGGAUCUCUAUCUCAUUCAAUUAUACGGUCUUUACGUCCCAAUGGUCAUUUAUAUACAUUUGAAUUUCAUGAACUUCGUUCAAAUUUAGCACGAAAUGAAUUUGAGGAGCAUGGUCUUUCACAAUUUGUUACAGUUCAACAUCGUGAUGUACUUUCGAAUGGUUUUGAACAUGAAAAUAUAGCUGAUGCAGUCUUUCUUGAUCUACCAGCACCAUGGAAUGCUAUAGAACAUGUGAUGAAAGUUCUAAAAAAAACUGGUGGUCGUUUAUGUACAUUUUCACCAUGUAUUGAACAAGUUCAACGUACUUGUCAACGAUUACAUAUGAAUAAUUUUGAAGAAAUAAAUACAGUUGAAUGUUUACGUCGUAUACAUGAAUUUCGUUAUCAACAUCGAAGUAAAAUUCGUUUUACUGCUGAUCAAAAUCAAGAAGAAAUAAUCGAUAGAAAAUCAAAUAAAAGAGAACCAGAUGAUGAUGAUGGGGAUGAAGAAGAAGAGACAACGACAAAUAAAAAACUUAAAAAUGAUUCAGAAGCAACAACUAAACGACAACCACAAGAAACAGAAUCAACAUUAACGGCUAUAGGUCCAUUAGUAAUGCCUGGUCAUACAGGCUAUUUGACUUUUGCUUAUAUUAAACAAGAAUAA
Rotaria sordida is the source of this 966-nucleotide messenger RNA. The record is from the annotation of a GenBank genome assembly. NCBI's taxonomy places the organism in Eukaryota, Metazoa, Rotifera, Eurotatoria, Philodinida, Philodinidae.